Molecule: messenger RNA, 1989 nt
Organism: Penicillium diatomitis
Lineage: Eukaryota; Fungi; Ascomycota; Eurotiomycetes; Eurotiales; Aspergillaceae
Exons: 6
Coding region: 1-1989 (662 amino acids)
Source: RefSeq, a predicted model, not a curated record
AUGUCGAAGCUACAGAAUUCUCUGGCUGGCCCAGGGUAUGUGAUUCUCAACGCCAUUCGCGCGUUGAAUAUCAUCACCUUCCUCGACAUCAUUGCAUCCUGCGUAGUCAUGUUGAUCAAGAUCGACAACUACAAUGGGUUCUUCUUCUUCCAAGCAGUGACCCACGCCAUCAUGGCCCUGAUCAGCAUCGCUCUCAUUGUAUCGGAAUUGCCUGUCCUUCGGCGCUACGUCAAUCGCCACUGGCCCAUGUUUGGGGAGGACGCAGGAUUCUUUGCCCUGGCGGUAAUCAUGAUGAUCCUUGGCGUUGCCGUACUGGGUUGCCUGAACACAAAAGCCAUGUCUCAAGAAAUCAUCAUCUCGGCCGGGAUUCUCGCCAUGGUCGUCAGUCUCGUCAACGUUUUGGCGACCAUCAUCUUCACCGAUCGUGCUCAGAGCGUCAGUGCCCGCCAUGUCCGCCAAUAUGGAGCGGUGGCUUCACAGAAGGUUGUGGUGAGUCGCGCCAGCAGCCGAUCUCUCUCGUCCGGGCUAAACUCGAAGCGUGAAGAAGAUUCACUCCCGAGCUAUUCCCCCGAGUCGGUCUCGAAACGUUUCUCGAAACCUAUCACUGGUCGCUUCCCGGUAAAGAUCUCGGGUCCCAUGAAUCCCACCAACAAUGGAAAAAGCCUGCAGGCGCCAUCGGUUAACGACGCUGCAUCGUCAAGAUACUCGCGUGACUCUGCGGGAGUUACUCUUCCUGACUUGGCGCAUCAUCCUGCUUAUCAGUCAAGCAUUUCACACACUUCUUCGCGGUCCGGUCUCGAUGGAAUAGAGACUGGUCUCUAUGCUAGCUUCAUCAUGGCUGGUUUCGGAAUCUCAUGGGAGACCAUCAAAUCUCUCCUUAUCUUCUUUGGACCGAUCCUCAUCCCUCGUCUGAUCACAGCCUACCGCGGCUUGCGAGUCUCUAUUGCAAGCCGACCUGCAGCGCAACCGACUCCUGCUGGAGCGAGCCGUGCACUGAACGUGCUCUUCGCUAGCGUCGCGUUCUUCCUCGUCCUCAGCCUUCCUUUCAACCCCCAUGCUCCCGAAGCCAAUGUCUUUACUCUCACUCGAUCUCGAAUCAACACUCCCAGCGAUGUGCUCUUCCAUCGACUCUCACGACUCCGGGUCGACAAUCUCCUGACAGACACCGAUGUCCGGUUACGCGAAAAGCUCACCUCCCUCGGCGCUCGCAAGGUCUACCUCGCCUAUGGUCCCGACGCAUUGAUCUCCUGCCAAUACUGCUCCUACGAAAACCUCGACACUUACUUCCUUUACUACCUCCCCUUCCACAUCCUCCUCCCGCACCUAGUUCACCUCGCCAUCCUGGGCCUAGCCACAUCCGCCCCCUUCGCCGGGCGCGAAUCCGCCCGCUGGCGCACCAAAUUCACUUUCGCCGGAUUGGCGCUGGCCGCCCUGGACGUGUGGAUCGUCUACUCGUAUGACGCAGUCAACUCGGCCUCGCCCGCCGUCCGAGCCGGUCAAACACCCCCCGUCGGCCUGUAUAACACGAUCACCCUCCUCCGACCACUGGCAUUGACCAUUUUCGACACCCUCUGCGCCCUGAUCAUCUACCUCUCUUCGACCAACCGCUUCUUCUUCAAGCCUCCGUCCCAGAAGGACCAGGUGGACCAGGCCGUGUCGGCGGCCUUGACCCUGUUGACCGGUGCCAAUAACAAGCUCCAUGCGGCGAGCGUGGCUCGCAACGCGGUCGUCCGAGACAAGACGCUCAAGGCGCGCGAUGACGUCUACUGGCGGACGAUGGUGGCCGUGGAAACCCCGACUCGGGGCCCCGGAGCGGCCGAGCAGAUCGAUGGCGUGGAUCGAGUGGACGUGGUGAACAAUAUUUGGCAGGAGGAGGAAGUCGCUCGAGCCAUGUCGCGGGCGCUGGCCGGGCAAGGAGGGAUUGAUUUGGCGCAAUUGGGGACGAGUGCGCACGAUUUUGUGCGUAGUGUGACCGAGGGGAUGGAUUGA